GUACCCCUCUGAAGUGAGCCAGAUCUAGUCCUUUGGGAGAGGGAGGGAGGGGGGGAGUGUGAUGUGGGGCGGCUCCUCUCCUCCUCCCUCCUCCUCCUCCUCCUCCCCCUCCUCCUCCUCCCAGUCCGCCCAGCGGUGGACUCCGUCAUUCUUCCUCCUCGUCCCUCACUUGUUGGAUGUGUCAGGUUGAAUCUCUGGGUCCCCGAGCUUCCUGCUGGUUGUUUGCCCUUUUGGAGUCCAGAGAAGACCCAUCUCUCUCGCGCGUGAAGGUGAAAGCGUCUUUACGGGUUGCACGCGCGUAAAGGCACUUUCCCUGAAUCCUCGUCCUGCUCGUCGUGUUUGUUUGAGUAUCGUGACUAUGCUACACGUUCUCGGUGUCUGCUGGUCUACGUCCCCGUCCCUCUGACCUCCAGUCUGCGGGUCCACACGGAGAGGGGGUUUGGUUUUCUUUGCGGUGCUGUGCGCCCUGGACUCUGGACUCUCUGGACUCUCUGGACUCUGGACUCUCUGGACUCUCAUCCUUGGAGAAGUUCCGCAGCAGUCCGUCCCAUGCACCUCCUCUGCUCCUCUGUCCUCCUCUCCUUCUCCUCCUCCUCCUGCUGUGAUAAGGAUGCUUGUGGUUUUUCAUGGUCACACUCUCCAGGAUUAGUGUGAGCUGAAGAAACGGACCAUGUAACCAGACCAGAGAUGUUCAUACAGUGUGGCUAUUCAGCUGUGACCUUUGACCUCUGAUUUGACCCCGAGUUUGACCUCACAACGUUUAAACACUCUUCUGAUGUGUUAAGCAACUUUACUGAACAGUUUGAUGGAGAGCUGGUCGGAUGACAGCUGGAACUGUUGUCAUUACCGGAGGAAUACUGGCCACAGUGAUACUGCUGUGUAUCAUCGCUGUGCUCUGUUACUGUAGACUCCAGUACUACUGCUGUAAGAAGAAUGGGUCUGACAGCGCCUCCAUCUCUCAGCAACACUUUGCCUGCAACGCCUGCAGUGUCUCCGGCCUGGACGGCCCGAACAUCACCCCGCUGUCCAUGUCUCCGCCGGAGCUUCCCUUAUCCUCCUCAGACCUCACCAAACCCACAGAGGGGCGGCGGCGUUACUGCCCCACCUGCUCCCCCUAUGACUCACCUUUCUACAUCCGCACCACAGAUGAGAUGCGCAACGGUGGCGAGCGCAUCACCUACAUGCCCACACACUAUGACAACCAGGCGCUGUCGAUGCCGCUGCCCGCUGUCCGAGGCACCCUGCUGAGGGACGCCCACCGAGGGAGACCGCCUGAUUUCUACACCAACACCCGAGCCAUCAGCACCGAGGUGUGAGCCCUCGACACCACCCUUACACACGGACUCACUCCUCUCUUCACUUACACACACACUUAAGUCAAUUUGAAACCUCCUGCAGGAGCCGGUGAUGGUUGUGGAGGUCACAUGAUCACAUUUAUUACAGUUUUGUGGAUUUAAAUGAACAAUCCAUGAGACAAACAAACAGAUAAACCUGAGUCUUCACUUUAUACCAUUAGCAUUUGUUUGCUUAGAUAGUCAUUGUGUAAGUGAGGGUAGAUCAAAGUGUAGAAAACAUCUAUUUUAAGGCCCAUCAUAAAGGGUGUGGUUACAAUCUGUUGACUGUUACUGUGUCUUUCCUGACUGAGGGCUAUCUUAGGUCGUCUAUGAUCCUUCACACCUUCCUGAUGAAGACAAUAAAGGAUGUAUUAGAAUAAAGCAAUGACAGGAUUCAUGGAGACUUACAUAUGUUUGAUAAGAAAAAGGAGGAUUAGUAAAAAGCCUUUGCAGCUUUCAGAUCUCUGAGCAUGUCUCAGUUACAGGGAUGGUGGAGGAGGCGGAGGGUCGACUGGAGCUUUUUCUAUGCAAACUUCUGCAGCUCUUCACGUCCAGUCAUCACCUUUCUGCCGUUCUCGUCCCAUCAUGUAACUUUAACAUAUGAAAUAUUAAGAAACAUGCGCAUUUAAAGCCGGAUAGCUCAUACGAAAAGGUCGAACUCAUCCUCCACUUGAUCAGCCGAGGGGUACCGCCUGUGAAAAAUCAAGGGCACUUCCUGCAGCCCUUGAACGCAACAUCUGUACUCUUGAAGUGAAGUGAAGAUUUUUUUCUUUUGACAUCGAUGCAAAAAGUUUGAUAUGUAAAUAUAACCGGACCGUGUUGUGGAAGAGAUGCACCCUGGGAUGUGAACAUGAUGUACUUUGAAUGUGUGAUUUACUAGUUUGUGCUAUUUUGUCCACACACUCCUCCUAUACUCCUGAACUACUCACACGUUGCAUUCUUUCUUUUGGAUCUUUGUUCAUACUGUAAUGAACUAAGACCACAGUUAUGUGAUGAAGACCUUUUCACAGAGCCCCCCCCCCCUUUUUCUACAUGACACUUGUGCAGCAUUGCUUACCGUAAAUGAUAAUACUCUGUGAUGUGGAUCAUUACAUUUGUGUGUGCAGCAGGAUUCACUGAGGCUGAACAGGCAAUGCAAGAAACCUUACCUGGUUUGAUAAGGUUGAAAUGCAGUCCUCUGUCUCUUACAGGACUUCAAACUGAUAUUAACAUCAUCAAUCAGAAGCUGCUCCUUUGAUUUAUCAAUUUCUUUACAUUAACUGCACCAUAACACUGAAGUCCUGAAAGUUCUCCUCACCAUAGUUAUAGGUUUUCUCUGUAUUUACUCAAAAGGGCAAAAAAAAUAAACAGAGGACGUGUGAAAUGAAAGUUUGACACUUUUAAUUUGGGGUGAAAUCUGGACACGGAAAUCUGAAGUCUCUGAAGAGGAUUCAUUGAAUCCCUGUUGUUGUCCACUACCACAGAUAGUGACUCAUUGAUCCGUCAUCGUUCAUUUAUUUAGGUAUUGUAUUAUCUAUAUAUUUUACUACUUACCUAACUAGUUAUCUUUGAAAACAGAAACAGGCUUUUUAGAACUGUGUUAAAAACAAAUAUUGUACCUGGUAAAUACAGAAACAGUAAUAUUUGACAGUGUUAACUUUUGACAAUUAAAGAUUUGUAACUGCUUGAAA
Messenger RNA from Notolabrus celidotus (New Zealand spotty), 3004 nucleotides. RefSeq names its product family with sequence similarity 163 member A (gene fam163a). The record is from RefSeq and is a predicted model, not a curated record. Lineage: Eukaryota; Metazoa; Chordata; Actinopteri; Labriformes; Labridae. The transcript is spliced from 5 exons. Bases 822 to 1316 code for a protein of 164 amino acids.